AUGGCAACACCCGCCUUCCCACCCCCUCCUCCACAGCAGCAGAGCGACCCGCCUCCUCCACAGCAGCAGAGCGACCCGCCUCCUCCACAGCAGCAGAGCGACCCGCCUCCACAGCAGCAGAGCGACCCGCCUCCACAGCAGCAGAGCGACCCGCCUCCUCCACAGCAGCAGAGCGACCCGCCUCCACAGCAGCAGAGCGACCCGCCUCCUCCCUCCACAGCAGCAGAGCGACCCGCCUCCUCCACAGCAGCAGAGCGACCCGCCUCCUCCACAGCAGCAGAGCGACCCGCCUCCUCCACAGCAGCAGAGCGACCCACCUCCUCCACAGCAGCAGAGCGACCCGCCUCCUCCACAGCAGCAGAGCGACCCACCUCCUCCACAGCAGCAGACAGCAGAGCGACCCGCCUCCUCCACAGCAGCAGAGCGACCCGCCUCCUCCACAGCAGCAGAGUAACUCGCCUCCUCCCCCCACAGCGGCAGAGCGACCCACCUCCUCCACAGCAGCAGAGCGACCCGCCUCCUCCACAGCAGCAGAGCGACCCACCUCCUCCACAGCAGCAGAGCGACCCGCCUCCUCCACAGCAGCAGAGUAACUCGCCUCCUCCCCCCACAGCAGCAGAGCGACCCGCCUCCUCCAUAGCAGCAGAGCGACCCGCCUCCUCCACAGCAGCAGAGCGACCCGCCUCCUCCACAGCAGCAGAGCGACCCGCCUCCUCCACAGCAGCAGAGCGACCCGCCUCCUCCACAGCAGCAGAGCAACCCGCCUUCUCCUCCUCCUCCUCCACAGCAGCAGACAGCAGAGCGACCCGCCUCCUCCCCUCAACAGCAGCAGAGCGACCCGCCUCCUCCCCUCCACAGCAGCAGAGCGACCCACCUCCUCCACAGCAACAGAGCGACCCGCCUCCUCCACAGCAACAGAGCGACCCGCCUUCUCCUCCUCCUCCUCCACAGCAGCAGAGCGACCCGCCUCCUCCCCUCCACAGCAGCAGAGCGACCCGCCUCCUCCCCUCCACAGCAGCAGAGCGACCCGCCUCCUCCCCUCCACAGCAACAGAGCGACCCGCCUCCUCCCUUCCACAGCAGCAGAGCGACCCGCCUCCUCCUCCACAGCAGCAGAGCGACCCGCCUCCUCCCCUCCACAGCAGCAGAGCGACCCGCCUCCUCCCCUCCACAGCAGCAGAGCGACCCACCUCCUCCUCCACAGACGGCAUACAUCAGCGGCCCGCGUCUCGUUAGCGGUGACACAGUGCUGCCGUGA
Knipowitschia caucasica is the source of this 1257-nucleotide messenger RNA. Lineage: Eukaryota; Metazoa; Chordata; Actinopteri; Gobiiformes; Gobiidae. The record is from the annotation of a GenBank genome assembly.